Molecule: messenger RNA, 666 nt
Organism: Schizophyllum commune H4-8
Lineage: Eukaryota; Fungi; Basidiomycota; Agaricomycetes; Agaricales; Schizophyllaceae
Exons: 1
Coding region: 1-666 (221 amino acids)
Source: RefSeq, a predicted model, not a curated record
AUGUAUUUCGGUCAGUCCCUGAGAAAUGUUCUAUAUCUGUGGCUGACUUCUGAUAGCCUGAGCCGUACUACCUUUGACAAAGUUGUCAAGAUCCUUUCGCGCAAUCCGAUCUUCACGUCGAAGGGGAAGAAGCCGCAGCGACAUAUCAAGUGGCAGUUGGGCUGCUUUCUCAUUCGAUACGGCCAGUAUGGAUCACCAAUCACCGAUACCAUGCUCAAGACCGGCAUUGGGUAUGGCACAGUCAUCCUCUACUGCCGUCGAGUCAUCCGUGCCCUCCGUGAAUUGCGUAGCAAUUUUGGGGGUUGGAUGACUGAUGUUGAGCAGAGCGUGACGGAGGAGAGGAUUCUUCAUCGUAUCGGAUUCCCGAAGUGCCUUGGAAGUGCCGACGGCUCCCUUAUCCAAACAACCGACAAGCCUCGUCAGGACGGCCCAGCUUACCUGACCCGUAAAGGGUUCUUUGGCUUUGCCGUGCAAGCUACGGUUGACGCAGAGAUCUGGUUCACAUCUUGGGAGCUUGGGUGGCCUGGAAGCGUAACAGAUGCACGAGUAUUCAAAAACUCGCACAUUUGGCUUCAUCGGAAUCAGUACUUGAAGGACGGCCACUAUAUCCUGGCUGACAAGGGUGACUGCACUUCUAUCUUGGCGUUUCCGCUUGACAUGAUCUGA